This is a messenger RNA of Impatiens glandulifera, 1701 nucleotides long. RefSeq names its product actin-7. The transcript has 6 exons. Bases 167 to 1300 code for a protein of 377 amino acids. NCBI's taxonomy places the organism in Eukaryota, Viridiplantae, Streptophyta, Magnoliopsida, Ericales, Balsaminaceae. The record is from RefSeq and is a predicted model, not a curated record.
GAUUCGCCGCUGUCGUCAUAUUUUCUCUGAACGCCACUCUCUCUCCUCUUUGCCUCUCUCGUGCUUAUAGAUUUUGGGAGCAAGGAGGACGAUUAUCUCUCUAGUUCUCAAUCGCCGUUCUUCAUCCUCUCUUCGAUCAGCGUAAUCUCUACCGUUACACUAGAAAAUGGCUGACGGUGAAGAUAUCCAACCACUCGUCUGUGAUAAUGGAACUGGAAUGGUCAAGGCUGGAUUUGCUGGUGACGACGCUCCAAGGGCUGUAUUCCCUAGUAUUGUUGGCCGACCUAGGCACACUGGUGUUAUGGUUGGUAUGGGCCAAAAGGAUGCUUAUGUUGGAGAUGAAGCUCAAUCUAAAAGAGGUAUCCUUACUUUGAAGUAUCCUAUUGAGCAUGGUAUCGUCAGCAAUUGGGAUGAUAUGGAGAAGAUUUGGCAUCACACCUUCUACAAUGAGCUCCGUGUUGCACCAGAGGAACAUCCCGUUCUUCUAACUGAAGCUCCACUUAACCCUAAAGCGAACAGGGAGAAAAUGACACAAAUCAUGUUUGAAACAUUCAAUGUUCCAGCUAUGUAUGUCGCCAUUCAGGCUGUUCUCUCUCUGUACGCUAGUGGUCGUACAACAGGUAUUGUGCUAGAUUCUGGUGAUGGAGUUAGUCACACAGUUCCGAUUUACGAAGGAUAUGCCCUUCCCCAUGCUAUUCUCCGUCUUGACCUUGCUGGGCGUGAUCUAACCGACUCUCUAAUGAAGAUUCUGACAGAGAGAGGUUACAUGUUUACAACAACUGCCGAACGGGAAAUUGUCCGUGACAUAAAAGAGAAGCUUGCCUACGUUUCUCUUGAUUACGAGCAGGAACUGGAAACUUCAAAGAGUAGUUCAGCAAUUGAGAAGAGUUACGAAUUGCCCGACGGGCAGGUGAUUACUAUUGGAGCAGAGAGGUUCCGUUGCCCGGAGGUUCUAUUCCAGCCAUCAUUGAUCGGAAUGGAAGCUGCUGGUAUUCAUGAAACAACCUAUAAUUCGAUCAUGAAAUGUGAUGUUGAUAUCAGGAAGGAUCUGUAUGGUAACAUUGUUCUUAGUGGAGGGUCGACUAUGUUUCCUGGAAUUGCUGACCGUAUGAGUAAGGAGAUCACAGCACUUGCUCCAAGCAGCAUGAAGAUUAAGGUUGUUGCUCCACCUGAGAGGAAAUACAGUGUUUGGAUCGGAGGAUCUAUUUUAGCUUCCCUCAGUACCUUCCAACAGAUGUGGAUCUCCAAAUCAGAGUAUGAUGAGUCUGGUCCUGCAAUUGUUCACAGGAAAUGCUUCUAAGUUUGAGUUUUCUUCACAUCAUUACUUGCUUCCUCUUUUAAGGCCAAAAAUCAGAAUGUUGUAUGAUCGGUCAAGUCUUCACGGGUUUGUUGCUAUAGAGUUUCUCACCAGUGUAUGUCUUGGCCAUAUGGGUUUUUUAUCAUAUUUCAGAAGAGGGGCAAAAUGGGUUUUUUUAUUUUAUUUUAUGUUAGUGUUAAGGGCUUGUGUUUUUUUGAGGAUUUGUGGACAUAAUAAUAGAUAAUAUGCAUUUGGAUGAUUGAGAAUUGGUCUGUAGUGUGUGGUUUGACUUGCAGUUGUGAAGCAAGGAAACAUCUAUUGUAAUUUGGUUGCUUUUAGGUUCUUGUUUUCCCUGGUCUUAUUAUUAUGUGAUAUUUAUUCUAAGACAGUAUUUUUUUUGUGCC